Messenger RNA from Prunus armeniaca (apricot), 195 nucleotides. NCBI's taxonomy places the organism in Eukaryota, Viridiplantae, Streptophyta, Magnoliopsida, Rosales, Rosaceae. The record is from the annotation of a GenBank genome assembly.
AUGCAAAGCAUCACCACCUUUGACGAGUGGCUGCUCCGUGCGACUAGAAAAAAUGUUUGCCCAAAACAAACGAUUGACUGGGGUAAAUUUCUAGCUUUAGAGUUAAUGGAGGUUGCUGAUCUUAAUGGUCAUGGUGCAGAGGAGCCUACUUUGCGGGUGGUUGAUUCAAUCCAGAGAUGGCUCCCUCCCCCAUAA